UGCUGUUUUCCUACUUAAGAGUAGUUUUAUUAUUUUUGUAGUGUAUUACCUGAGUUCAGAAUCCUUUCUCUCCAAUUACUGAUGGUAGCGUAUAUCAGUCGAAAUCAUUUUUCCUUCUCUUUUCCUUUUUCGGGACGGGGUGGGAGAGAGUUUUCUUUUAAUGUCUUUGUUGCCUCUCAGUGUUCUUUAAAAGGAAUUUGAUUUUCUUCACUAUGUCCAGUUUUCACUGGACUUGGGUCUUUUGGUUUCUUCCAAUUUUCCUUUUUGAGGGAUACCAUGAUGGGGUGGAGGAAGUGUUGGUUUCUCUAUGUUUACUGUUACUCUCGUGGACCUUAAGAAUUGUUUUUGUUUUACAGGUUCAGUGGAGUUAGCUUCAGCGGGUGUCUCCAUAUCGGUUUUUAACAUCAUUUCAAAGCUAUUUAAUGUUCCUCUACUUAGUGUUGCUACAUCUUUUGUGGCUGAAGACAUUGCCAAGAAUGUGACCAAAGUUUACAUGUCAGAGGAGGCAGAAGGCACCAACGGUAGACUUCCCAUAGGGGUAGCAGAAAGGCAUCAGUUUUCUUCUGUAUCUACAGCAUUAUUUUUAGCAGUUGGCAUUGGCAUCAUUGAAGCUUUGGCUUUGGCUUUGGGAUCUGAACUACUUCUUGGUUUGAUGGGCAUAUCAUCUACUUCACCUAUGAGAGCUCCAGCAAAAAGAUUCCUUGCUCUGCGUGCUCUUGGUGCUCCUGCAUUUGUAGUUUCCUUGGCCCUUCAAGGCAUAUUCCGUGGAUUUAAGGAUACAAAGACUCCAGUCUUCUGUUUAGGCAUUGGAAACUUUAUAGCUAUAUUUUUGUUUCCCUUACUUAUGUAUUAUUUCGGCUUGGGUGUAUCCGGAGCUGCUAUAUCCACUGUCAUUUCACAAUACCUGGUGGCCUUUUCUAUGAUCUGGUAUUUAAAUCAGAGAGUAAUAUUAUUACCGCCACGAUUUGGGGAGCUGCAAUUUGGUGGCUAUUUAAAAUCUGGUGGUUUCCUCAUUGGAAGAACUCUUUCUGUCCUUUUCACAAUGACACUUGCUACAUCAAUGGCUGCCCGUCAAGGUGCUGUAGCGAUGGCUGCUCAUCAAAUAUGCUUACAAGUAUGGUUAGCUGUCUCCCUCCUCACAGAUGCACUGGCUGCAUCUGCACAGAACCUUUCUUGUUUUUGUGCAUGUGUGUUGCUUCACUGUGCUUGCCUCUAUUCUUUUUCUUGUUUGGCAAAAAAACCAUGUUCGACUUGGCAACAACUGUCGGCGUUGGUUGCUAGUUAUUUAUCGAAAGGUGAUUACGUGGUAGUAACCGAAAUUACACACUAUGUGCUAAAGCUAGGGCUACUUGCUGGUGUGUUUUUGGCAGCUGCAUUAGGUGUUUCUUUUGGCUCUUUAUCUACUUUAUUUACCAAGGAUGCUGAAGUGUUAGCUGUGGUUGGUACAGGUGUAUUGUUUGUCAGUGCCAGUCAACCAAUAAAUGCUCUUGCCUUUAUCUUUGAUGGCCUCCAUUAUGGUGUUUCAGACUUCCCUUAUGCAGCUCGCUCCAUGAUGCUGGUGGGGGCAAUAUCAUCGGGAUUUCUGCUGUUUGCUCCUAGACAUCUUGGUCUUCCUGGUGUUUGGUUGGGCUUGACCCUUUUCAUGGGAUUGCGCAUGAUGGCUGGGAUUAUCAGGUUAUUGUCAAAGAAAAGUCCUUGGUGGUUUCUGCAUUGUGACACUAAUGAAGCCAAGGUUAUUAGUUGAGUGGAUUCGAUUUUCAGGCCUUCUUUGAAACUUAUAGAAACCUCCUUUCAUAUACUUGGUCAACCAUCUUUGUUUGAGCCUUUUCCUCUAAAAAUAGGAUUACUGAGCCUCUUUCCUCCAAGGAUACUUGCUCACAUAGUUAUUUUUCUUUUUCUUCCACUAUCUUUUUUUUUGGGGUGUUUUUUUUUUUGGCGGUGGGGGGCGUUCGAAGAUUCUUCAUGACUGCAAUAAUGCCUGGUGGCUCGUAUCUUUAGAUAGCUUUAUACAACUGCGGAACAACUGUACAUUGAAUUAUUUACACUACUUCCCUAUGUAAAUAUGUUGGAUUCUAUAAUGUUCGGCAUCUUGGUUAAGGAGUCA
Molecule: messenger RNA, 2104 nt
Organism: Nicotiana tabacum (common tobacco)
Lineage: Eukaryota; Viridiplantae; Streptophyta; Magnoliopsida; Solanales; Solanaceae
Source: RefSeq, a predicted model, not a curated record